Doryrhamphus excisus (bluestripe pipefish) is the source of this 2374-nucleotide messenger RNA. RefSeq names its product ethanolamine-phosphate phospho-lyase (gene etnppl). Gene Ontology annotation, cellular component: mitochondrion. NCBI's taxonomy places the organism in Eukaryota, Metazoa, Chordata, Actinopteri, Syngnathiformes, Syngnathidae. Gene Ontology annotation, molecular function: ethanolamine-phosphate phospho-lyase activity; transaminase activity; pyridoxal phosphate binding. The record is from RefSeq and is a predicted model, not a curated record.
GUCCUCAAGCGUCCGCUGCAUACGCGUCUCUCAUAAAUCGGCCGCUUGGAUCGUCAGAGGACACGGGGAGCCAAAAUAGUGUCGGACAACCUCCGGGACACCUCCACAAUGUGUGCUGAGAAGUUGGACAAAAAGCAAACUAUUGACUUGAGGAAGAAGCACAUUGGGCCUUCGUGCAAGAUCUUCUUCAGUGAUGACCCCAUUAAGAUAGUACGAGCCAGGGGUCAGUACAUGUAUGACGAGACGGGCCAACGCUACCUGGACUGUAUCAACAAUGUGGCUCAUGUGGGUCACUGCCACCCAGACGUGGUAAAAGCGGGUGCGCAGCAGAUGGAACUGCUCAACACAAACUCACGCUUCUUGCACGACAACCUGGUGCUCUACGCCCAAAAAUUGCAGGCCACGCUGCCAGAGGAGCUGUCUGUCUUCUACUUUGUCAACUCUGGAUCCGAAGCCAACGACCUGGCGCUCCGCCUCGCCCGCCAGUAUGCGGCAAGCCAAGAUAUCAUCACCCUGGACAACGCCUAUCACGGUCAUGUGACAUCGCUCAUCGAAAUCAGCCCCUAUAAGUUCCACCAUCUGUCAGACGCACCUCCCAGUCCGUUUGUGCACGUGGCCUCGAGCCCGGAUGUGUACCGAGGCAAAUACAGAAGAGACCACCCGGAUCCUGCAACAGCGUAUGCGGAUGAAGUCAGAAAUAUCAUAGAGCAAGUGCAAAACAAUGGAGGCAAGAUAGCCGCCUUUAUUGCUGAGUCAUUGCAGAGCUGUGGUGGACAAGUCAUCCCCCCUGCAGGGUACUUCCAGCAAGUGGCCCAGCAUGUCCGUGGAGCAGGAGGUCUUUUCAUUGCAGAUGAAGUCCAAGUGGGUUUUGGUCGCGUGGGUACCCACUUUUGGGGCUUCCAGCUUCAGGGUGACGACUUUGUGCCCGACAUCGUUACCAUGGGGAAACCCAUAGGGAACGGGCACCCCAUGUCAUGUGUGGUCACAAGCAGGAAGGUGGCCCAGGCCUUCAUGGCGUCAGGAAUGGAGUACUUCAACACAUUUGGAGGCAACCCGGUGUCGUGUGCCAUCGGUCUGGCCGUCCUGGACGUGAUCGUCAAGGAGGAUCUGCAGACAAAAGCCUUGCAAGUGGGCGAGUACCUGACCUCUCAGCUGGAGGCUCAGAAAGAGAAGCACCCUCUCAUAGGUGAUGUCAGGGGUUGCGGCCUGUUUGUGGGGGUGGAGCUCGUGAAGGACCACUUGAAGCUGACCCCAGCCACAGCAGAGGCCCAAGAGGUCAUAUAUCGCUUGAAGGAGAAGCGAGUGCUCCUCAGUGCAGACGGACCUCAUCGCAAUGUCCUCAAAUUUAAGCCGCCCAUGUGCUUCAGCACGGAGGACGUAGACUUUGUGGUGGACAAAAUUGACGGCAUUCUGACAGAUAUAGAAGUGGCAACAGGAAUGAAGACGUUCGGCAUCCUGAAUGACGGUAAAAAGGUUCCACUGAUAAUUCAUCAUCAGGGCGAGCUGGCGCACACUUCAUGAGACCACAAUCCUUCAUUUUAAUAGAUAUUAAUAAUAAUAAGCUACACAAUUAAGAGAACAGGCAAGGCUUGCACAGGUUUAAUACCUUGGCUUUUUUGGUUGUUGUUGCUCUAACUAAUAUUGCAAGUGUCAUGAUGAGGGAAGUCAAGAGGACAACUUGAAACAUUUUGAAUAUCCAUCCAUCCGUCUUCUGUAGACCGCUUGUCCUCAUUAGGGUCACAGGUAAGCUGGAGCCUAUCCCAGCUGACUUUGGGAGGCAAGGUACACGCUGAAUUGGCUGCCAUACAAUAACAUUUUAACAAUGAACUUAUUUUACAGCAUUUAAUUAAUAAUGUGAGUGCUGCUAAUAAUAUAAAUCUGGUAUGGUUUUAAUGAUUUACAGGUGCUUGUGCAAUAUGUGGCUUUUAUUUGUGUAAUUGGUGAAUAAUUUACAUGCAUUCAUAUUUAUAAAGACUGCUUUUUGCCACUUUUGUUCUCCUUGAAGUGAUUGAAAGAUUGUAUUUAAAUGCAGAGUGUGUGCAAAAAUAUCUUAUUGACAUUUGAUGGCUCCCCUUUGUGGACAGUAUCCGGUACUGCAGGAACCCAAACAUUUUUAUAUUACAAACUGCAAGACUACUAUGAGGGCUGCAUAGUACAGAAAAAUGGAGGAGUGCAGUUGUGUUACAUCAGUCACUUAUGCAUAGGGGGCCACUUUAUUCCUUGAAAUGUAUUUUUGUGUUAUUGAAUGAAGUCAUCAUAAAACACGCAUUCUACUUACAAGAUAAGAACUUUGUUAAUUUUCAGUUAGCAGUACACAGACAGUGGUAACAUUAACCGAUUGGCUGCCACAUUGACUGGCCACUACAUUAGGUAC